This is a messenger RNA of Pieris napi, 1018 nucleotides long. RefSeq lists its product as uncharacterized. The transcript has 4 exons. Gene Ontology annotation, molecular function: protein binding. Lineage: Eukaryota; Metazoa; Arthropoda; Insecta; Lepidoptera; Pieridae. Bases 668 to 985 code for a protein of 105 amino acids. The record is from RefSeq and is a predicted model, not a curated record.
GAUAGCCAAAGCUAAUUUAAUUUAAGAAAAAUGACCUUUACAAGUUUUAAUAACUAAGAAAUAUUAAUUAAAAAUAAUUAUACAGAGACCACUCCCAACACAAGACCCAGGUUUGGCAAAAGUAAUCAAUGAGUACUGGUGCUGGCGAGCAAGGUACUGUGAGAAUGAGGGAGAGACAGUUUGCGCUAGAGAAAUACGUCUCAACCUCUGGAGAAAAUUCGAGAACGCCUGUAAUAUGUACAAAGCCAACUGUCGGCACGGAUACGAUUAUAAAGCCACGGAUAAUAAGAAAUGUUAGGUUAUUAAAUCGCCCAUUAAUACUGACGUUUCAAUUACUGAAAGCCUGUUAUCUCACGGACUUUUAAUUAAGAAUAAUGCUUACUGUGUAUACCGUAAAAUAUAAAGCAAUUUAACAGUGAAUUUUGAGUUUUAAUUCGUGAACAUGCGUCGUUUAAAUGUUGUUGCACACGGUAGGUUAUACUAUUAAUUAAAGACCGUUCAAAAUACCGUCACUACGCAAUGGAGUAGGGGGCAGUAGCAAUUCUGCAUCUGUUUUAGUAGACAAGGUCAAGACAAACAACAUAUUGUUAAUUGUCCAGGAAUCAACUUCGUCCUAAAUUACAUUAAGUGACAUGGGCAAAAACUAAUAAUACUAUUUUCAUUUAAUAUGUUUUCAGUGUAUUUGUUAAGUUUAAUACGCGCUGAAGAUAUAUAUAGAGAGAUAGAUCCGCUAGCGUUACAACGAUUCGCAGAGUUUAAUUGCUUCAAGUUAAAAACUUGCACUCGGGGAGGUGUACCUGUUUGCGGUUUUGACGACACCCGUAGAGUACUAGCUCAGUUUGAAGACAUGUGCACACUCUAUCAGGCUAACUGUGAAGGAAAAGGCGUAUUUAUGUACGUGGAAGAAAAUAUUUGCGAAGGACAGAAACGAUUUGAACUUGAAUACAAGCCAUUUGACGAAAAUUCUAAGUAUUUUAUUGGUUAACAUUAUUUAAUUUAUUUAUAAUACUAAUAUUGU